Molecule: messenger RNA, 883 nt
Organism: Nymphalis io (European peacock)
Lineage: Eukaryota; Metazoa; Arthropoda; Insecta; Lepidoptera; Nymphalidae
Product: trypsin, alkaline C-like
Exons: 4
Coding region: 29-883 (284 amino acids)
Biological process (GO): proteolysis
Molecular function (GO): serine-type endopeptidase activity
Source: RefSeq, a predicted model, not a curated record
GAAAAUAAAAACACUUUAAAAUUAAACAAUGUUCGUAAUAACACUGUUGGCUCUCGUUGGCGCCGCGAUUGCGGCUCCAAGCGCAUUCGCUCCGUUUAUAGUUGAAGGAUCGGCACCAAACGCACUUGCUCCGCGUAUUGUUGGAGGAACUGAUGCUAAUAUAGAAGAUUACCCCUUUAUGGCUAAUAUUUUAAUAGCUUUCGAAGAAGAAAAUCCUUUUCCUUAUAUGUCCUUCUGCGGUGGCUCUCUUAUUACAUCCAGAUCGGUUCUUACUGCUGCCCACUGUUUAAUGUCGAGUGAAAUCGAACAAGGCCUUGUAGAUAAAAGUCAAUUCCGAGUGCGACUUGGCUCUUCACUUCCAUACACUGGCGGUCACUUACAUAGAGUAGAAAGUUUGCUUGAUCAUCCUGGAUACGCGUAUCCUAAAGCAUACCACGACAUUGGAAUUCUGAAACUCGCCACCCCCGCCAUACUCUCCGACUGCGUUGCACUUGCCCCUAUCGCUGGACCCAACUACUGGGUCCCAGAUAACACUACCCUCACCACUGCCGGAUGGGGGACAAUUCAGUCUUUUUUUAGACCCGCAGAAAUCCUUCAGCAAGUAGAUAUAAAAAUGAUCAACCACGAUUUCUGUAGAGAAAAUUACGCUAAACUGCAGUCUGUUCAUGGUGACGACAUUCCUAAUGUAACAUCGGAAAUGGUAUGCGCUGGAUUAUUAGCUGGUGGUAAGGGUGUUUGCUAUGGUGAUUCAGGAGGACCUCUUCUUCACCAAGGAGUUGUAAUUGGAAUCACCUCUUGGGGACAACCAUGUGCCCGCGCUGAGUUUCCUGGUGUCUUUGUUAACGUACCUUCUUAUACCAGUUGGAUUGUUGAUAAUGCAUAA